AUGCCCCAGGACGAAGCGCACUACAACACGAUCCACAGUCACAUGGUCGUCGAGCGCGCAUUUGGGCUUUGGAAGAACAAGUUUCGUGUUUCCAAGACUGAGCUGCUCCAACAUCGACCGAGCGACAUGGUGCGCCUGAUUGAAGUAUCCUUGGUGUUUCAUAACUGGUUCAUUGAAUUCAAUGAGGAGUUGGAUAACUUCGAACCCGAGUUCUUCCCCGAGUGGAUGCACAUCGGUGGCGACACAGUCUUCGAUGAGGAUCUGAACCAUGUCGAUGGUGCACCUGCAAAACGCGCUCGGGAUAUGAUCAAGCUACCAUAA
This is a messenger RNA of Aphanomyces astaci, 321 nucleotides long. RefSeq lists its product as hypothetical. Bases 1 to 321 code for a protein of 106 amino acids. The transcript has 2 exons. The record is from RefSeq and is a predicted model, not a curated record. NCBI's taxonomy places the organism in Eukaryota, Oomycota, Saprolegniomycetes, Saprolegniales, Verrucalvaceae.